Messenger RNA from Hydra vulgaris (swiftwater hydra), 888 nucleotides. The record is from RefSeq and is a predicted model, not a curated record. Lineage: Eukaryota; Metazoa; Cnidaria; Hydrozoa; Anthoathecata; Hydridae.
AUGACUGUCAAAAAUAUCAAUCAAAUAGAAACUGAGUUUAUAUAUAAAAACAAACUUAAUUAUGAUUUGCGUGCAAAUUUAGUCAAACUCCAUGUGGGAACUAUUGAAUGGUUUGAUACCGAUUCAAAAGUAACAUUUUACACUGAAUUGCCAAAUUUGAAAAUUUUAUGUUGUUUAUUUAACUUCUUAAAGCCUUUUAUAACUGAAAAUGAGAACUCAGUUUUAUCGUACUUUGAAGAAUUUUCUUUGACGCUUAUGAGAUUGCGUUUAAAUCUAUCUAUUAGAGGCCUUGCUUAUAGAUUUGAAACUUCAAAAUCGACCUCAUCAAAAGUAUUUUUAAGAUGGAUUGACAUUAUGUACUUCAGAAUGAAACAUUUAAUUAAAUGGCCUGCUCGCAAUGAGCUUAUAGAAACUAUGCCUUUAUGCUUCAGAAAAUAUUUUGAAACAAAAGUGGCUGUGAUAAUUGAUUGCUUUGAAAUAUUCAUAAAUAAACCAUCUAAUUUAUGCGCAAGAGCAGCAACUUGGUCACAGUACAAACAUCACAAUACUGUUAAAUUCUUAAUAGGUGUAAGCCCACAAGCUGAUAGAGGUUUUAACAUUGCUGAGAGUGUUGGUUUUUAUUGUAGGGAGCUAAAGAUUCCAGGAUUUACAAAAGGAAAGUUACAACUGACUUGUUCAGAUGUAGAAACAACCCGGAAAAUUGCCUCUGUUCGAGUACACGUUGAGAGAGUUAUUGGAUUGUUACGUAACAAAUAUAAAGUUCUGCAAAGUAUUAUGCCAUUAGAUUACUUAUAUACUAAAGAUUCUGGAUUAUGCACAAUAGACAAAAUUGUUAUUGUUUGUUCUUCUUUGAUAAAUAUAUGUGUUUCAAUUAUUCCUGUGGAAUAA